CACCUUUGCACUGCACCGCAUCAACAUGUCUGGCAUCUUUUAUCCAACGAGGCCACCACCAAACAGACCAAGAGGCACCGCAGACGCAGAGUGCACGGCAGCCAGCAGAUCACCAAACACCACAGCUACAGUCGAGGAUGCUCGGCUGCCCCGUCCUCUGAUCACCUUCCAGUCCCCCUUGUCGUACUUCGAGCUUGGAAGGAUGGAGUUCAUGCUCUUCAGCAGCACCCGCAGCGGCAAGGACCAGAUCAUCGGCACCGACCAGAUGGGCAACACCGCAACACGCUCCUGAACAGCACGGACUCGCAUAUCAUCCGGGUGAUGCCCACCCUGAACCAGAAAAAGAGGAUGCCUAUCUCCCUCAUAGUUGGGGACAGUCUCUACGCCAUGGACACAUUCCCUCGGCCAUCUGACGCCAAAUGCUUUGAGGCCUUCACUCACGGCCCUGCUUCUAGCAAUCUGUUCAGCACACUGGACUGGCACUGGCACUCUCUACCGCCGCUGCCGUAUGUAUUUGAGCCAGGCUACGAGCUGCCUAACAGCUACAUCAGAUCCUACACGGUGGUCCGACAUUCAGACAUCCUUGUUUCUGCCAAGGACAUCGGAACCUAUUCCUUUGAUAUAGUGAGUCGAGCGUGGAGCAAGAUCGGUGACUGGGUGUUGCCAUUCUCCGGCCGUGCCGAGUACAUCCCAGAGUAUGAUCUCUGGUUCGGCCUCUCAUCAUAUGAUGACAACAACCUGUUGUGCACGUCAGACCUGUCCGCUGCCUCAGAGCUCAAGCCGCCAAUGCUGCGCCACAUCUGGGAGGACAAUCUCAAACCCCCUCAGGAUUGGGUCAGAGGAUUGGCCUACGCGGUGCACCUAGGGUCUGGCAAGUUUUGCAUUGCCAGGUUCUUUGAAACGCCGGAGGAAGAUCCGUGUGAAGGUGGCUCGGGCUUCAUCCACUGGGGAUGUGAGAGAUUUGUUGUGCUCAUCGGUGUGGAGGUGGAGCGCUGUGGCGAGGAUGGUGGAGGGAUCAGGAUGAUCACACACAGGUCCAAACGUUACAGGUUGCCGAAUAGUAAGUUGCCCGCUUUGGUACUCUGAGUAUCUGAUUUCCUUCCUCUAGGCCAGGUAGAGCUGAAAUAAUCAUCUCAGGAAUCAGGACCGAUCCAUCUUUGUGUCUAUUUUUUUUAUCUCGUGUUAAAUGUUUGCCUGAUCGGUAUCCGACGAGUCUCCAAGUAAUUAGCGAUGGUCAACCUCUGUUAUUCCCUGAAUUCUGCUGUGUAUUUGGGAACUCUGACGAUAGUCAGUAAAAGCCUAUGUAUGUUUGUUCGUAUUUCUCAUUUUGUUAGAGAUCUUUUUCGAGUAUAAAACUUUGUGCAGUGAUCCUCAAUUGUGCCA
Messenger RNA from Panicum virgatum (switchgrass), 1383 nucleotides. RefSeq lists its product as uncharacterized. The transcript is spliced from 2 exons. NCBI's taxonomy places the organism in Eukaryota, Viridiplantae, Streptophyta, Magnoliopsida, Poales, Poaceae. The record is from RefSeq and is a predicted model, not a curated record. Bases 322 to 1086 code for a protein of 254 amino acids.